CAAGCAGUGUGGUUCAGUCAACAUUAGUUUUUAGAGUCGAACUGUAAACCGCAAUCAUCAACAAAUUUGCCUUCAUUUUGUGGGAAAAACCCGUGAAUGAGCUCCAACUGACCUGAGAAAUGCUAAAACCGUUAUUGAAGUUAUGCUGGGUGCUUUAAGAUGGCGGGGAAAUCAAAAGGGCACAAAGAAAACUUGCUCGAAGUCAAAGAUGUCGAAGACGAAACACGACCUUCACUUCAGAAUGCUUCGAAAGUCUCGCGAGGAGCAGCUAAGUCUCGCUCUUAUAAGCAAGCAAUGGCCACGCCUGAUAUCAAUUGCAAGCCAUCAUCUCAGACAGAUCGCUGUGACAACCAUGAAAUGAUGGCAGCUUCAUGCAGCACUUCUGAUGUCUCUGAUUGGACAGAUAAUGCUGUUAAUGGAAGACAUUUUUGGAUCGACUCAGAUGCUUCUGCUAACUUCUGUUAUCUGUCUGAUUAUGAAUGUGUGAAAUCUGGUCCGAGAAAGAAAUGUACAGCUUGUAAGAUUGUCGUCCAUACCAAAUGCAUCGAACAGUUAGAAAGAAUUAAUUUCAGAUGCAAGCCAACAUUUCGAGAAAUUCAAACCAAAGGUGUACAAGAGGGUAGUAUAAGACACCAUUGGGUACACAGAAGGAAACAGGAGGGCAAGUGUGAACACUGUGGAAAGUCAUUUCAACACAUGCUGUCAUUUCAAAAUAAGGACAUUAUAUCAAUAAGUUGUUCAUGGUGUAAAGUUGCUUAUCAUAAUAAAGUAGAAUGCUUUGAGAUGAAAAAAAUAGAUGAGCCUUGUGAUCUUGGUGCCCAUGCAAAUCUUAUUGUUCCUCCAUCAUGGAUUGUUAAGAUCCCCAGAAAGGGAAGAUCAGGAUCUGUAAAACGAAACAGUUUCAAAAAAAGAUCAAUCAAAAGAAAAUCAACCAAGGAAAGAAAACCAUUCGUGAUCAAACCUUCAGGGUCAGCACAGAAAAAGCCACUUUUGAUCUUCAUCAACCCUAAAAGUGGAGGCAACCAGGGUGCAAAAAUCAUGCACAAGUUUCAGUGGCUUCUGAAUCCAAGACAGGUUUUUGAUUUAUCUAGUAGUGGACCAAAAGAAGGACUGGAGCUUUAUCGUAAAGUGCCUAACCUAAGAAUCCUUGCUUGUGGAGGCGAUGGAACUGUUGGAUGGGUUCUUUCUGAGCUGGACAAAUUGAAGGUCUCCCCUCCCCCACCAGUAGCUAUCUUACCUCUUGGUACUGGGAAUGAUUUAUCAAGAGUACUCAACUGGGGAGGGGGAUAUGCUGAUGAACCAUUAUCUAAGAUUCUAACACAUGUUGAGGAAGGCACAGUAGUACAACUUGACAGGUGGAAUCUAGAUGUUACCGCAAAUGAAAGUGGAGACAUUAGUGAUGAUGAUGUUCCAAAGGUUCACAAGCUUCCACUCAAUGUGAUGAACAACUACUUUAGUUUAGGAUUUGAUGCAGAAGUCUGUUUAGAAUUUCAUGAAUGGAGAGAAUCCAAUCCAGGCAAGUCCAAUAGUAGGUUUAAGAAUUUCAUGUUCUAUGGAAAGGCAAGUAGUACGACGUUUCUACAAGGAAAAGCCAAGGACUUCUACAAAUAUUCCAAACUAGAGUGUGAUGGUGUUAAUCUGACAGACAAACUUCUUGAAAUUAAACCUCUCUGUCUUUUGUUUCUUAAUAUCUCCAAAUAUGGUGCUGGAACAUCACCUUGGGGUAACCCUGGAAGAGACAACGAUUUCUUCCCACAAAGCAAUGAAGAUGGUCUGAUUGAAAUCAUUGGUUUCUCUUCAUCUUCACUGGCCGCGACUAGAGUGGGUGGUCAUGGUGAAAGAAUUGCACAAUGUAAAGAAGCAAUACUGGUUACCAGUAAGACGAUCCCUAUGCAAGUAGACGGAGAACCAUGUCGACUUGCGCCUUCAAGAAUCAGAAUAUCAAGACGAAAUCAAGUCGACAUGCUCCAGAAAACCAAGAGACGAGGACUGGGAUCGUCCAGUAGUGCAGAUCCAAUGCCAUGUAUUGAAACUGUUAAAGUACAAAUCUACUGCGUUGAGUUCCAAGACUACGAAAAGCACUGUUAUGACAUCUCUAAAUUAAGAGAGUCUGCAUCAAUUCUCGCCACCACUACUAUCGAGCCUGAUUCUGAUCUAGAACAAAUGAGGGCCUGGAUCGAGAGGUUUAGUAUGGAAGAAGAGGAGGAAGAUAAAUCCUGUCUGUCAGAUGACUGGUGCUUCUUGGAUACCACUUAUCCUGAUCGAGUCUACAGAGUUGACGUUGCCCAGGAAAACAUUUAUAAUGUUGUUGAUAUUCUCGAUGGUGGAGUGUUCAUCGUGGACUUAAAUCGAAAGACUCAAAAAAAGCCAAGCGACACCGUUAGCGUAUCUAGUUUACCCGCGACAAUCAAAGAUACAGACGCACCUUCCAGCCCCUUCCCGGACAGUAAAAUGAAUCCUCAAGCCAAGAAUGGUCCUACGUCAUACUCAGUGCCUUGUACACCAACAGGGAAAGAAACCUUCUCCUUGUCUGUAAAAGAAGAUCAGAAUCACGUUUGGGUCAAAAUAUCUGACGCAAAACGAAAUGAACAGCUGAUGAUAGAUGCAAGUAAAAACGGUGAUCUAGAAAAGGUGAUCGAUCUUCAUCAAAAAGGAGUGAGCCUGUCUGCAGGUGACCACAGAGGAUGGCGACCACUCCACUAUGCAGCAAGACAUGGACAUAAAGAAGUCAUCAGAUAUAUUAUCUCUAACGUUCCUCGAUGUGUACUGGAUUUAGUGGAAGAAGAAAAAGGUCAAACAGCUCUUCACAAGGCAGCCUUCUAUCAGCGACGCACCAUUUGUUCUCUUCUCGUGCAGGCUGGUGCUUCUCUUACCAGAACGGAUUAUGAUGGCAAUACACCAAGAAUUCAAGCCUUAAAAUCACAAGACAAGGAACUGGCUAAAUACCUAGAAACUCAAGAGCAUUUACAGAUUAUUGCUGCAGAAGACUACGAAACUGCUGUUUAAUCGAGAAUAGAAGCAUUACUGAGAUGACGUGACCAAUCUUAAGAAUUGUGUGACCGCUGCCACUCUCACGCUAACAUCACAGCGUUAUGCCAUUUAAUGAAAUCGCUUUAAAAUUUUAUUAGUUAUUUAUUUUAAGCGACUGCAUCGCCUUCGUUUUACCUAUAAACAUUUGCGAAAUUUUUCUUACGUGACACAAGGUUUGAGAAAUAAUAAGUUUGCAUUACGAGAGUAAACAUAACACAAUACGCCGUUGAAGAUAGAGAAGUUUCCGUAUUCAAAUGUUGUCCUGGAAGAGCUGUUGCUUAAGACUGCGUGACAUAUUCCUUGUCACAUGCUUGGACAUCAAGUUACGUAACAAUGCUUUAGUGUAACAGAAUAAGCACUAGACUAGAGUGUCUUACACAAUCAUUUUACAUUUUGUAGAAGUUAGUCAAUCAUAUAUUAACAAUUUUUCAUUUUCAUGCAAAAAUUACCAAAAAUAUCGAUCACGACUAAAAAGAAACGAAGUAUACCACAUUCAUAUAUCUGAUAAGGGACACGGCUUGAUACCGAUGGACACAACAGUGAGGCUAGUUGGACUAGGCAAUAAAUAUAGCAACUCAACUAUGUUCUGUAAAUAUAGCAACAGUAGAACAGGGAGUAUGAAAUUUGAUUGUUUUCUUCCUCAUUUAGGACCCUUGGCCUCGUUUUAGUGUUUCUCGUUACCAGUCCUCCCUCACCUACUAGACAUAUGAAUACGCUUGAAUAAUUGAAGCAAAAACAUAUUCAAGUUUUACACAAUUUAAGAAAUUUCUUUAUCGUUUCUUUUUUUUUUCUGUUGAUUUUUGAUGAUGAAUUUGGUUUUUAUCACCAAAACGAUUUUAAAUUAUUUAUCAAAGAUGCUUGAGCCGAACAAGUAUUUAAUUUCAUUUGAGAACGAAAAUUCUCGCUUAUUCGAGGAAAAAAUUCAUCUAUUCAGUCGUUUAUAUUUCCAGAAAAAAAUGUAUUCCUUUUACCCAAAUAAGGUAAUCCGGAGCGUUGAAAAAUUCUUGAAAAUCGCCAAAAACCACAUAUUAGGUAGGAUAGGUUUCUUACAUUUGAAUUUCAAGUUCUCAGUUACUUAGGGUUAGCCUCAAAUUUGUGCAGAAUUUUCGCAUGUUCCUGUGAAGGUCCGUGGAAUUGUAAAGUGUUUGUAUUGUUGUUGUUGUGCAUUCUUUACUUUACCAUUGGUAUUUGUAAAUAUUUAGACACUGCUAUGAGGCUAACCCUGCGUCUGUAAACAAAUAACACAGCUGUAAUUUGAAAAAAGGUCUGUUGUGGAAUGGAACGUGGAGUCUGAACACCGGAUUACUUUACAUGGGCUUUACAUCUUCAGUUCUAUAAAAUAAACAUACGUAUAUUAAAGUGGAGCCAAGGAGGCUUACACUAUGAAGAGAUAAUCUAUACGUCGUAUAUAUCUAUAUAGAUACAAAAUACAAUUGUUUUUUUCUUCGUGAGAAUUGUUAUAAUGUAUUUUGGUAGAACCUUAUAAAUUAACACAGAAUAGAAUAAAUAAUUAUAUAAGGAAUUCCUAUGGGUUGGAAAUUUGUAAAAGCAAAGCACACUGAAUGGACCAAAUCCACUUGGGUGUGAUGUUUUCCCAUCUUACACCAAGUGUCAUUCCCUAGAGCAUAUUUUUUUGCUCUUUUUUGUUUAAUGGUUGCACUUGAGAAGUCAACUAAAUAUGGAUGCAACUCUUAAACAGAAUCUCAUUCUCAAGGAAAUGACACAUUAUCUGAAAUGGGAAAACAUUACGCUAUCUGCAUUUCCCAUUUAUUCAAUACAUGCUGAUUGAACUGGGUGACUGAGUUCCUGUGAGUCGUUAAAUCUACGGUAUCGUAUUUUACCAGAUGGAGACCACUUUCUUGUGGGUAAUGAAUGAGUCAACAAAAACCCUGACCCCCACCGACCUGGGGCACAAUGUGGGGGAAAAAACAAGGUCAACCCUCUAAUGCCCCACCCCCAGGAAUAUCCAACACCUUGAAAGCCCCACGCCUCAUGGAGCUGUCUUGAUUAUCCCUACAUGAUUGGCUGGCUUUUACGCUUUUAUUUCUUGUGGACAGCCACUGAUUUUGAUAUUGUGGGCUCAGUAUGCAUACCCCACCUAUGACCCUCCCCCAGGGGUCGGCUUUAUUGUUAAAAGUGACUAAUGCUCCAUCUCGUUGGGGGGCAAUGUAUGGGCAGUCUAUUUCCCAAUUAUCCCCCUCUAAGUCCCACAUUGUCCCAGGCGGCGAAGGGGUCAGGGUUUUCACUGACUCAAGCAUAACGACUACUAAAAAGUUAAUAUGGAGGCUAGCCUACUGCUUGUGCAUGUGUAGUUUCAACAGCCCUGGUUGGUGCAUCAACAGUCAUUUCACAAAAGAUUUUGGCAGUGAUAAAUAAAAGAAAUGGUUGAGUA
Molecule: messenger RNA, 5422 nt
Organism: Actinia tenebrosa (Australian red waratah sea anemone)
Lineage: Eukaryota; Metazoa; Cnidaria; Anthozoa; Actiniaria; Actiniidae
Product: diacylglycerol kinase zeta
Biological process (GO): phospholipase C-activating G protein-coupled receptor signaling pathway
Cellular component (GO): plasma membrane
Molecular function (GO): protein binding; ATP-dependent diacylglycerol kinase activity
Source: RefSeq, a predicted model, not a curated record